Molecule: messenger RNA, 5552 nt
Organism: Struthio camelus australis
Lineage: Eukaryota; Metazoa; Chordata; Aves; Struthioniformes; Struthionidae
Gene: INPP5E
Product: inositol polyphosphate-5-phosphatase E
Biological process (GO): phosphatidylinositol dephosphorylation
Cellular component (GO): nucleus; axoneme; Golgi apparatus
Molecular function (GO): inositol-polyphosphate 5-phosphatase activity; phosphatidylinositol-4,5-bisphosphate 5-phosphatase activity
Source: RefSeq, a predicted model, not a curated record
AAAAAAAGGAAAAAUAACCUUGUUUUCUUCUAAGAAGGUCCUGCUAAGGUUUGAGUUGUUCCGGUGGGAGGUCCUGUGAGGAGCUUGUUUUUUCUACAGGCUUUUAUUCUUCUGUGUUUCUCUGGGGGAAAUCCAGGUGUUCCGCAAUGCAUCUGCAUGGACAUAUGCCUUCCCUUCUGUCCCAGCUAAAGACUGAACUGUCUUCAAGCUAUGUGCUUUUUCUGGCUUGGUUAAAGCCUCUGGGAGCCUACGGGGUAAGCAAGGGAGAGAAAACAAUGCUGUGAGGACCUCCCCGCGUGGCACGGUAUCCGUAGGUAGUACGCAGCAGGAGAAUGAAUACUUUAAAUGGAUUUUCUCAGCACUCGGGGGCAUGUGUUACUCAGAGCACCGAGGGUGGAGCGGUACAGGACCUGCAAGCUAAAAAAGCUGGCAGAGCAGUGAGCAAAGGGGCUGGUGACAGCGGGGUACUUACCUUUGAAGAUCCUCUAAGCGUAGGCAUCUCCUUGAAUGAAACGUUAAAGCUUCUACCGGAUGAAGUCAAAGCCAACAUGAGAAUCAAAUCAAUCACCCCAAGACCUCCUAGGAAACCCCGGCUGGAGCGUGCGGCCUCUCUGGAUGAGAAAAGCUGGAGGAGGUGGAGACGAUUAAGAACUAGCCAAGAAAGCCUGACCGAUCCCAACGAGACAAGUUCCUCGAACGGUUCUCUGCAGGACGCGUCCCUCAGCCCUGCCGUCGGGGCUAGGGCAGCCCCCUGCGACCAGUGCUGCGAGCAGAAUUCCUUGCGCAGUUCACCCGAUGCCUCAGAAGCAAGUCCCGCGGGGAAGAGCAAAGGUGGCACUGCUGACCUGGGGAAACGAGCCUCUGAGAUCUCCAGUGCCUUCGGUGGGCUCCUGCGGGGGAAAGCGUUCUCGGGCAGCAAGCCCCGGCUGGCCCAAAUAACGCCUACUCGACCUCUGCCGCCCAUGGAGCUCAAUGUGGCCUCUCACGCGCUGAGAACAGCUAAUAGGAUUGACUCAGAUUUUAUGGAUUAUCGACGUUAUUCUCAGCGCGAGUUUGGGAGGGUAAGCAGCAGCUUGAGUGACACCAGGCUCCAUGGCAGCGGGAUGGUCUAUGAUAAUUGUUCCACAGACUCCAUGAAAUCUACCUUCAGCCUGCUCACUCCUAUUCGUGCCAAGGAUGUUCGAAACAGAAGCUACUUGGAAGGCAGCCUUCUGGCAAACGGUGCCUUACUGGGAGCAGAAGAACUUAGCAGAUAUUUCCCUGAUCGGAAUAUUGGAAUUUUUGUGGCUACCUGGAACAUGCAGGGUCAGAAGGAACUUCCAGUGAAUCUGGAUGACUUCUUAUUACCAACGGAUCCUGACUAUGCCCAGGAUAUGUAUGUCAUUGGGGUUCAAGAAGGCUGUCCAGACAGAAGAGAGUGGGAGAUCCGCCUCCAAGAGACGCUAGGCCCCCACUACGUCAUGCUCUACUCUGCUGCACACGGAGUGCUCUACAUGUCAGUCUUCAUUCGAAGGGACCUAAUCUGGUUUUGCUCAGAAGUGGAAUAUGCCACAGUGACAACUCGAAUUGUGUCUCAAAUCAAAACCAAGGGAGCUCUGGGGAUCUCCUUCACGUUUUUUGGGACCUCCUUUCUCUUCAUUACCUCCCACUUCACAUCUGGGGACAGUAAAGUGAAUGAGAGGAAGAUGGACUACAGUAAAACCAUUCAAGCACUUGCACUUCCCAAGAACGUUCCAGACACAAAUCCUUAUCGAUCCAGCUCUAGUGAUGUCACAACUCGGUUUGAUGAAGUAUUCUGGUUUGGUGACUUCAACUUCCGACUAAAUAAGGAUCGUGAGACCGUGGAUUCCAUCUUGAAGCAGAACCUAGAAAAGGACAUGUCCAAGCUACUGGAGUACGACCAGCUUAUUAAUGAAAUGAGUAGGGGGUCUAUUUUCAAAGGAUUCCAAGAGGCUGACAUUCAUUUCUAUCCUUCCUACAAGUUUGACAUAGGAAAGGACAGCUAUGACACCACUUCCAAACAAAGGACUCCAUCCUACACGGAUCGAGUUGUAUACCGGAGUCGGCACAAAGAUGACAUCCAUGCGGUCAAGUACUCUUCCUGUCCUGUCCUCAAAACUUCAGACCAUCGGCCUGUAUUUGCCUUGUUCCGCGUGAAAGUGAGGCCUGGCAGAGACAACAUUCCACUCGCUGCGGGGCAGUUUGACAGAGAGCUCUAUUUAAUCGGAAUAAAGAGACGGAUUACAAGGGAACUGAAGAAACGGCACGAGCAAAAGGACCAAAAAUCCAGCAGCGUAUGUAGCAUUUCCUGAACUGAGAACUCUGCAAUGCUUGUGUUAGAGGUGCCCUGAAAGAGGAUUUCAGGCCACAGCAAAGUCUGCAGGGAACUGUUGUCUGGUUAAGCACCUCUGGCAGCUGCUGUGGCUUCUGAAGAAUGUCUUAAACCUCACCCUGGAUUCAUUUGCAUGAGCUGAUCCACACAGCUCAAGUGAUUUUGCUGAGGAAAAGGGAGUCAGUUAUUUAGGACAUCCAUAUCAACAGAUAUAAUUGAUUUACUUUUAACCCUAUUAUCUUUGGAAGCAGCCUGAUGCAGUCUCUUUGUUCUAAGAUGACUCUACACAGGGUGCGCAGCCCCUGGAAUUGGUAUGACAGGGGGCGGAUGACAUAAGAAAAUUUUUCAGAAGGGCGAAAACGUUUCUAUGUCUGUUUGAUUGGAUCUACUUUGUUUUUUUUUCUCCUUACCUGCAGCCAGAUGUACGGUAUUCUGUAAAAUGCUUAACAGGGACCAGUUUUGUGUGAGGACAGUGUUUGUUUGUUGGGCUUUUUGGCCCUCUCGAGCAAGACCUGUAUGAAUGUACUACAGUACAUUCAAAGUGUACAAACAUUGCCUUUGAUUAAUUAUUGUAUAGGCCUUCUGUUACUAAGGGGGUAAAUAUUAAUCUCUCAAACCAGUAAAUUUCUUUGGUUGUUGAGACUUCUUGAAACAAUCCCAUCCUCAAUUCAUUUGUCCUCCCUAAAGGUGAUAAAACGCUGCCUGGCCUUCAGCAGCAGGACACUGCAGUUGAAAGCAAUGUUCUAAAUACAGCUGUUAUGUAAUGUUCCACCAAAGUGAUUAAGAUAUCAAAUGAGUACUAAGGAAGCAUCCAGAGAAAUUGCAGCAAGUCAGAUCAGCUCAAUUCCUUUCCCUCUGGCUCUAUGAGUUAAAUCCCCUUUGUUUUUAUUUUCCCGAUUCAGUAAACUCUGAAUAACUUGCUAUUUUUGAAGGUAGCGUCUUUUUAAACUUACAGUGAGUUUGGUGAGGACCAGACACGCAUUCUUCAUGAAUUUAUCCCUGUUGAAGGCACUUAAUUUCACUACUACAGGGACCAGUAUGGUGCUGGUAAAAUAUAACUACAGUUAAUAAUGAACAACUCUCGAUGGGCACAGAUUGAAUGGUUAGUCACCUUACUACACAAAAAACAGAGCAAACUAUUUGGAGGAACUGCUGCUAAAACUAUGCAACCUGCCCAAGACAAAGUUUCUGUUCUGCGGUACAGACUUUUACAGCACUGGCCUGUCUGUAGCCAUCAGAUAUUGGGAUUUCCUUUCUUUUUAAAGGAAUAAAAAUAAAUUAAUGCUGUACCUUAAACGAGAACCAGCUCUUGUUGCAGUGUUGAGAACUCAAGGCCUUUGACUGUGUGAUGCAUGCUAACCAUUUGCAUGACAGCAUGCAUUUUUCUUCACCUGGAAAAAUUGACAGGUUUCUUUGGGACUGUUAACGAAGUGCAUUUCACCUGCCAGUUUAAGAAACCCAACCAUUAACUGAUGAACUUCAGAACUCUUGCUCCUUAUUACUUGCUCCAGUCAUUUAAAAGUCUCUUUAUUUUCUUUACAAACGUACACAACAACUGAAUAGGACAGAGGCAUCUACAGACGUCCAUAGUGUGGGGUCCAUAAGAAGCAACGCAACAUCUUUUCUUCCAGUUGCAGGAGGGAAGUUACGGGGAUAAAGCAGACAGUAGCUGCCUCAUAGUGUUCUGCUCCCAGUUUGAUUGCUCCUUAAAAGACGUACCAAGCCAGUGAAUUGCUGCAGUGCAGCAGCCUACGUUUUUUUAAGCGUAUAUGGUAGGGGAUUAGGUAAAUCAGCUCUUACGGGCCACAGUGGCUCCAGUAAUGUCAAGUGUGUUUCACUUAGCUUCACGUCUCUUUCUGUAAUGCGGCAGCAUCCUAGUUUUUCCCAAGAGUCAACCACUUUAUCAUCUUUCCAUCCUCACUUUGUUGAUCUUGACUCCUAACUAAACUGUCAGUCUCACAGCAAAGACAGAGCUAUGUCUUUUGUUUACAAGGCCUUUUUUUGCAGAUGUUCACCUGAAUAACAAUUUGAAGAAAGGGAGAGUAUGAAUUUAAGGUGCAGCAGCAUCUCCUUUAAUAACUUCUUGUUUGGAUGCCAAUUCUGGAGUAAAAGCACUUUAUUCUUUAGCAUAAUCCGCUUGCAAGUGAAAUAAUCUAAAGAAUAGGAUUGCUUUCAUUCUAGAAUAAAUAUCCACAUAGAGUUAGGAAGACUAGCUCCAUAAAUGGAUUUCCCAGAAACUGUUUUCGCUCUAGGUCUACUUUCCUUUGAGCUCUUUCUAGCAAAAUUAUCAAGCUCUUUCCAGACACGUUAUUUCAAAGAGUAUUACAGAAGGUAAGUUACACUGACGAAACGAUCCAUGAUUCUUCUAACAAAAAAAUAGAAUGCAGAAAACUUGUUGCCUAAGUGCACAGGGAUAAUAACUAAUAUUUUCCAAAUUCAUUUCGACCAAAUAUUUGUCCACCUUGGUAAUAGCUAUAAAUAUUCUUUGAAAUCACAUAUGUAAGCCAGACCCUUUAACAGCAUUUUCAGUCUUCCUAUGCCCGCAUAAGGCUGCGGGCUCCCAGUGUAUGUCACUGGAGGCCAACUGACUUGUCAAACCGAACGUCUCUAAAUCAAUGUUUUAACUAACAAAUGUGGUAGAUUUGGAUUGUCACCAUCAGCCUUAUGAAGGAAAGCUAACGUGAACACGCUCUGUGCCUUUACCAGAGCAGCCUAGCCUGAAGGCGCCUGUAGUUUAAUCCCAUCCGGCCCACUGCCAGCCAACAUGGCCAACUGUCUGCCCUGCACAGGUGCUGUGGCCACAAUGGAGGGAAGGGCAGGCUGCCACAUACCUCAAAAAUGGCACACACAGGUGCCUCCACGCUGGCAGCCCUGCCUGUGCUGCCGAAAAGGCUGGUCUUGCACUAUGAUUAAGUGGUAACACACUUAUUCCUUCUCAGCUACAUGCUUUCCGCUAGUGAUGAAUAUUCUGCCUUGCUGUGUUCUCCCCAAUGCCAAGAAAAGGCUGCAUACAGCCAUCUUCUGCCAUAAAUCUACUCAGAAGGUGAAAAAUAACUCCUCCAGAGCCAGGAUGGCUUAUAAGCCCACAACAUAAUGAGCUCGUCGCAGUCCAAUCUUGUGAAGCAGUUUUGUUCAGCUGUAGCUUACUCCCAUGUUUGCACACUAUGCCUGGAAAGGUAUGGGCGGUUUUGCAGCAAUGUUAUAAUCCAACAAAUGUUUA